UUUCAAUUCUCAACUUAAAACCACCCAAAGCCUCUUUUCCCAUUUCUGAAGUUAUUACAACCAUUAAAACAAUGUCACAAAGAGUCUACAGGGACGGCGACGGUGGCGAUGGCGAUGGCGACGGCGGUGCCGCACAGCUUUACUUCUGCCAUGAAUGCAACCGUACGGUUUCCAUUAGACCUUCCGCUUCUUCCGAACUGCUUUGCCCCGAUUGUAACGGUGGAUUCCUUGAAGAAUACGAAAACCCUAACCCUAGCUCCGGCAAUCCGUUUCUCGAUUUUGAUGAUGCGUCGCCGUUUGCCUCGUUGGCGUCCGGUUUUCCUCUCGUCUUCUCUUCGAGUUCUUCUGAUUUUCAGAACCCUAACGAUUUGUCGGCGUUGUUUGGUGGCCCGAUGUCUCGACCGUCCGAUGGAGGUGUUCAAACCCCUGGGGAGUUUAAUCCGUUUGCGUUUUUACAGAAUUAUCUUAAUACUUUGCGAGCAGGUGGAGCAAAUAUUCAGUUUGUAAUUGAGAACAAUACGGAUGGGGAUCCGUCAGGGUUUCGUGUUCCGUCGAAUUUAGGUGAUUACUUUAUUGGUCCUGGAUUGGAACAACUGAUUCAACAGCUUGCUGAGAAUGAUCCGAAUCGGUAUGGCACGCCUCCUGCGUCGAAAUCGGCUGUUGAAAACCUUCCGAGUGUUAAAAUUAGUAAGGAGUUGAUGGAAUCCGAUUAUUCGGAUUGUGCAGUGUGUAAAGAUAGCUUUGAACUUGAUGAGGAUGCUAAGCAGUUGCCUUGUAAGCAUAUUUACCAUCCGGAUUGUAUUUUGCCAUGGUUGGAGCUGCAUAAUUCUUGUCCGGUUUGUCGGUAUGAAUUGCCAACGGAUGAUCCGGAUUAUGAGAAUAAGUCUAGGCAAAGUUCUGGCGGUGGCGGUGGUGGUUCUGGUUCUGGUGGUGCGUCGUCGGGUGGUUCAGGGGGCGGUUCUCAUGAUAAUCCUCUGACACCUAGGACUAUUGAAAGGAGGUUUAGGAUAAACCUGCCGUGGCCUUUUUCGGGGUUCGGUACGUCUGCUGAGACGAGCAAUAGUGGAGCAGGGAACAACAACAACAAUUCAGGAGAUGGUAAUCAAGGGAGUGGUGGUCAGGCUAGACAAGAAGAUCUUGAUUGAAGACAGAUAUAGUUUGUGAGAAUAUGGAAUCUAAAGCAGGAUCGUUUGUGUGCUGAUAGUGUGUUUAGGUUGCCAACAGUGGCGGAUCCAGGGGUGUUUUGGGGGUUCCCGGGAACCCCCUCGAUUUGGAAAAAAAAUGAAAAAAAUAGUGGAAAUUUUAUAUGAUUUAAAAAAUAUAGUAAGAAUUAGUGAAAAUCUAUUAAAAGGAACCCGGUGAAAAUAAUUCCCGAAUCCGCCACUGGUUGCCAAAGUAGUAGAGUAGUUUCACUGCUCAAGAUUCAAAACAGGUUAUUGCACUGUUUCAGAUUAGGCGAUUAAAACCAACCUCGUUUUUUCCAUAACAUGCGUUUAUUUGAAGGAUUUUAUCUAGAAAACAAUGUAUUUUUAUGUUAAGUUAAUUAAUCUUUUGCGUUUUAAAUUUGAAGGAUCAUUAGAGUUUAAAGUUUUUGUAUCUUUGCUUUAUUCUUCCGUGUGAAAACGAUAUUUCUUUUUUUAUUUUUUGUUACAUAUAUAUAUAUAUAUAUAUAUUUAUUUAUUUUGAGCUUUUUGUGUGCUAUGGGCUAAAGACACUACUAUGAAUUAAAGACACCAAGAUCUUCAGUGUAGAUUAUAAUAGUGACUUUGUAUAAAGUCAUAGAAAGAUAUUGUUGAAAUUGUAGGAUGUUCUGUGCUCGGGAAGGCUCAACUGGGCGAGUUUCAUGAGAUUUCCCAAACCGGUUGAGAAACUUUUUUGUGUUUCAAAUUGUAUUUCAUAUGUCUAAAAUGUCAAUGGAGUUUGUAGAUCAAAAUCGAACUAGGUAAUGUCGAGUCAAGCUCGUUAAUGUUCAAAAAAGAGUCAGCUAGGUGAUUUUGUUAACCUAAUAAUUCAGUUAGGUGUGUUUUAAAUUGCUUGUUUGAACGUUAAUAUGUUAUCUGCUGGGAAAAAUGUAAUCACAUUUCGUAGUAAGGAUGAA
Molecule: messenger RNA, 2098 nt
Organism: Helianthus annuus (common sunflower)
Lineage: Eukaryota; Viridiplantae; Streptophyta; Magnoliopsida; Asterales; Asteraceae
Product: E3 ubiquitin-protein ligase RING1
Exons: 2
Coding region: 72-1145 (357 amino acids)
Biological process (GO): protein ubiquitination
Cellular component (GO): cytoplasm
Molecular function (GO): ubiquitin protein ligase activity
Source: RefSeq, a predicted model, not a curated record